This is a messenger RNA of Alligator mississippiensis (American alligator), 1641 nucleotides long. It is a transcript of the gene WNT6, whose product is annotated as Wnt family member 6. Gene Ontology annotation, cellular component: extracellular region. The coding region runs from base 143 to 1240 and encodes 365 amino acids. Gene Ontology annotation, molecular function: frizzled binding; cytokine activity. The transcript is spliced from 4 exons. NCBI's taxonomy places the organism in Eukaryota, Metazoa, Chordata, Crocodylia, Alligatoridae. Gene Ontology annotation, biological process: neuron differentiation; multicellular organism development; cell fate commitment. The record is from RefSeq and is a predicted model, not a curated record.
UCCUCCUCCCGCCGCUCCGCUCCGCUCCGCUCCGCUCCGCUCCGACCCGCCCAGCCCGGCCCGGCCCGGCCCCGGCCCCGGCCCCCGGCUCCUCCAGCCUCCCCUGCCGCCGGGGCCGGGCUGCGCUCCGCGGGGCGGCAGGAUGCUGCCCCCGUCCCGCACGCAGCUCGGGCUCUUCUUCAUCCUGCUCUGCCCGGCCAACAUCAUCGGGCUCUGGUGGGCGGUGGGCAGCCCGCUGGUCAUGGACCCCAACAGCAUCUGCCGCAAGGCGCGCCGGCUGGCGGGGAAGCAGGCCGAGCUGUGCCAGACGGAGCCCGAGAUCGUGCAGGAGGCGGCGCGCGGUGCCCGGCUGGGCGUGCGAGAGUGCCAGCACCAGUUUCGUUUCCGGCGCUGGAACUGCACCAGCCACAGCAAGUACUUCGGCCGCAUCCUGCAGCAGGAUAUCCGGGAGACAGCCUUUGUGCAUGCCAUUACGGCGGCGGGCGUGAGCCACGCCAUCACGCAGGCCUGCAGCAUGGGCGAGCUGCUGCAGUGCGGCUGCGAGGCCACGCGAAGCCGAGCGCCGCCCGUGCCCCGGCCCCGGCCCCGGCCCCUGCCCCCUCCCCAGCCCACGGCCGGCCCCGCGCCUGAUGGUGCUGCCUGGGAGUGGGGUGGCUGCGGCGACAAUGUACGCUUCGGCUACGAGAAGUCGCAGCUCUUCAUGGACGCACGGCGCAAGCGGGGCAAGGCCGACAUCCGUGCCCUCGUGGACCUGCACAACAAUGAGGCCGGGCGCCUGGCGGUGCUGAAGUACACGCGCCUGGAGUGCAAGUGCCAUGGGCUUUCGGGUUCGUGUGCCCUCCGCACCUGCUGGAAGAAGAUGCCGCCCUUCCGGGAGGUGGGCGACCGCCUCCUCGAGCGCUUCAACGGCGCCGUGCGCGUGAUGGGCGCCAAUGAUGGGCGCACACUGCUGCCCCUGGGCGCCAGCAUCAAGCCGCCUGACGGGCAGGACCUGGUGUACUCGGCUGACUCGCCUGACUUCUGCCUGGCCAACCGCAAGACGGGCUCGCCAGGCACCCGUGGGCGCCUCUGCAACAGCACGGGGCUGGGCACGGGCGGCUGCGACCUGCUGUGCUGCGGCCGGGGGCACCGCGACGAGGCCGUGGUGCUGGAGGAGAACUGCCUGUGCCGCUUCCACUGGUGCUGUGUGGUGCAGUGCCGCAAGUGCGCCGUGCGCAAGGAGCUCAGCCUCUGCGCCUGACGCCCCAGGGACGCCACGACCCUCUGGGGAUGCUGCAACCCACAGGGGAUGCCGAGACCACCCAGGGACGCCAAGACCCAUUUGGGGAUGCCCAAACCCAACUGGGGGUGCCUGCCCAAGGACGCCGUGACCCACUUGGGGAUACCCAAACCCACCUGGGGACACCCAUCCAGGGAUGUCGCAGCCCACCUGGGGAUGUUGAGUCCCACCCGGGGAUACGACGACCCACCCAGGGACGCCCAAGACUGGACACUGGGAGCCAGGCUCUGCGCCCUGUGCCCAGGCUGGCACAGGGAUGGGGGUGCACAGACUCAGAGGGGUGCCAGGUUCCCCCCACCCCAAGGGCUCUGAUGGCAAGGGGGGGACCUGCUCAUUAGGCUAAUAAAGCUAUUUAAACACCA